AUGCAAGGGGCUCUGGUGCAAUCUUCCACCUUUCCUUGGGCAGUUUCCAAUAAAAGCAAGAUCCAUUCAAAGCAAUCUGGAAAUACAAAAAGACAAGUCAAGAUGAUGUGCACCUUACAAACUCCUCCAUUAACGAAAGCUACGACUUUCUCUGAGGACGCUAAAAAAGUUAUUAAGUUUGCACAAGAGGAGGCAAGACAACCUGGACACAAUUUCGUGGGUGCAGAGGUAAUUUUAUUAGGUCUUAUUGGCGACUUCAACAAAGUAUCUAAUGAAGAAGACGUUGACAUAUCAGCAAAGGUCUUCAAAUCAAUAGGGAUUUUUUUAAAAGAUGCACGUCCUGAGGUAGAAGAAAUAAUCGGAAGUGGUAGUGGAAAUGUAUGCGAUGUCAUUCCAUUUACACCACGUGCAAAACAUGUAUUAGAAUCCUCACAAGAGGAGGCCCAACAACUUGGUCGUAAUUAUAUUGGAUCCGAGCAUUUGCUUCUUGGGUUGCUUCGUGUGGAUGGAGGUGUAAAUCAUGUUCUUAGGAAGUUAGGUGUAUCCCUAAAUGACAUUGGCACAAAGGUGAUGGAAAUGGUUGAGAGUCCAAAAGCUGUUAAUGAUUUGAUCUUUGACAACAAGAUGCCAAUUCAUGAGGAAUAUGGUAUUGACUUAACAAAGCUAGCAAAAGAGGGAAAGCUGGAUGUUCUUCUUCGAAGGCAAUCACAAUCAGAAAUAAAAAGAGUUACUGAAAUUUUGGGAAGGCUUACAAAAAACAACCCAUGCCUUGUUGGAGAACAUGAUGUUAGAAAGACAUCUAUUGUAGAAAGCCUCGCCGAAAGUAUUUCAUACUAUAAUAACGUUCCAGAUUGUCUCAAGGAUAAGAAGGUGAUUAGUGUAAACAUGCGUCAAUUUGGUCAUGGAGAGAGGCAGGAGAAACUAAAGAAGCUAAUUGAGGAAAUCAAGGAAAGUGGUGAAAUUAUUCUCUUUAUUGAAGAGAUCCAUACAGGAAUUGGAGUAGAGGGGCCUAUUGGUGUUGCUAACAUCUUGAAGCAAGCUCUUGUUAGAGGUGAAUUACAGUGUAUUGGAGCAACAACCCCCGAUGAGUACCAAAAACUCAUUGAGAAGGACCCAACAUUUGAGAAACUAUUCCAGCCUGUAAAAGUGCCCGAUCCAACAUUUGAUGAAACCUUAAGUAUUUUAUUUUGGCAUCUUGGAAGGUAUAAGAAUCACCACAAGGUCCGUUACACUUAUGAAGCAUUAGAAGCUGCUUGUAAUAUGUCCUGUGACUCGAUAAGUAACCGCUUUCAUCCCGGAAAGGCUAUUGAUUUAAUCGAUGAAGCCGGUUCAUUUGUUGGUGACGAUGAAGAAGGACUAGUAGGUCUAACCUACCUUGAGCUUCUAAAAGAGCUUAAAUGGAUGAAAGAGGUUAUGCUAAAAACAAAAGAGGACAUGGAUGCAUUUGGUGAUAAGGACUUUAAAAAGGCUAACAAGUUAUGGGACAAGGGAAUUGAUCAUAAGAUUCACAUGUUGGAGAUUGAGGAAAGAAUCAAGGAGAUUAAUAAUGUCGUAUGGGAGGGUGUUACCAUAACCAAAGCAGACAUUGAAGCUAUCGCCAAUAUGCACUUUUGUUAA
Messenger RNA from Lactuca virosa, 1617 nucleotides. NCBI's taxonomy places the organism in Eukaryota, Viridiplantae, Streptophyta, Magnoliopsida, Asterales, Asteraceae. The record is from the annotation of a GenBank genome assembly.